Messenger RNA from Sphaeramia orbicularis (orbiculate cardinalfish), 513 nucleotides. RefSeq names its product putative transmembrane protein INAFM2. Lineage: Eukaryota; Metazoa; Chordata; Actinopteri; Kurtiformes; Apogonidae. The record is from RefSeq and is a predicted model, not a curated record. The transcript has a single exon. Bases 1 to 513 code for a protein of 170 amino acids.
AUGCGGAACUGGAGUCGGGGUCGGGGCGCAGUGCCGGUCCGGGGUAGACCUGUCACUUCCGUUGUGGACCAGAAGGUGCGGAACCAGAAGUGGGUCAGACUGGCCACCGUGGUGUCCUACGUCCUGUCCGUGUCUCUGGCCGCCGUGGUCCUGGCCGUGUACUACAGCCUCAUCUGGAAACCCAGCCCCGGAUCCGGACUGACCCGGACCGAGCUGGGCCUGAACCAGACCCGGACCAGGUGUGAGGAUGGUCUUUGUGACUCAGACUGGACCAGGUCGGCUUUAACACACACGGACCCGCACACCGACUCCACAACCGGGGGUCAAACUGGUUCCGAUGUGAACCCUCAGACCACCGGACCCGGACCUGCAGACUCCGGUCCACUUCAGGCCGAACCGGGCUUCACCGGCACCCCUGAGCCGCCUGCAGUCACCGCGGAGGACCCGUCCAACCUGCCCACGCACCGGGACCCGGGCUCCGAGGGAUCUGAGUCCGGGAUGGAGGAGAAGUGA